Messenger RNA from Pseudocercospora fijiensis CIRAD86, 552 nucleotides. RefSeq lists its product as uncharacterized. The transcript has 2 exons. Lineage: Eukaryota; Fungi; Ascomycota; Dothideomycetes; Mycosphaerellales; Mycosphaerellaceae. The record is from RefSeq and is a predicted model, not a curated record. The annotation marks the transcript as partial.
AUGGAAGCUGACACCUAUCAGCACGUACCGUUGAAGGACAUUCACAAUAAUAUCAGGCUGCUGAAAGCUUCUGAGGACGAUGACGAACUGUCGUUCUCGGCAUCCCAAGGCAGCAUUGACGAGGCUCCUGAAUAUCUAGCAAUCUCCUAUACUUGGGGAGACCCUACUGACCUCUGUAGCAUCCGUUUCGAUGGACAGGCCCUCACUGUCCGCAAGAACACGCUUUAUGCCCUACAGCAGGUGACACGGCAGUAUCCUGGAUACAACAUCUGGAUCGAUGCAAUAUGCAUCAAUCAAAGGGACAUUGCAGAGAAAAGCGCCCAAGUAAACAUGAUGGGCAUCAUAUACGAGAAGGCUUCUCAGGUCGUCUGCUGCAUUGGACCAGCAGAUGAGUCGAGUGAAUACCUGCACGCCUGGAUCACGACUGGAAUGGCGUGGCUAAGAAGUCGUGUAGGCCCAGACGAACGUGAUAUACUGCAGCUCUUCAAGCACUAUAGCACGUUCAGGGAUCGCGCCUACUGGAGUCGUCUCUGGAUUCUACAAGAAGUGUUU